Molecule: messenger RNA, 3856 nt
Organism: Sclerotinia trifoliorum
Lineage: Eukaryota; Fungi; Ascomycota; Leotiomycetes; Helotiales; Sclerotiniaceae
Source: the annotation of a GenBank genome assembly
UUUAUUUCUUUUUGCCAUUAUUGCCAUUAUUGCCAGUGCCAGUGCCAUUGCCAUUGCCAUUACCAUUGCCAUUUGUCAUUUUGUAUAGAGGCACAAUUUAACGAUACUUAUUAUUAUUAUUAUCAUUAUUAUCAUUAUUACUAUUACCUCCACGUCGCAAAAAGUUAUCAAACUUCAAGCUAUAUCCACGAUAUUCCACAAUAUUUCACAAUAUUUCACAAUAUUUCCCUUCUCCCAUUGAUAUGUACAAAGGGAAAAGCAACUUGAAUGCCUCGAAUACCAAAGUAAAUAUGGCUCCUGGAAUGGGGAUUAAAGCCCCGGUACCUCGAACGAGGACAGGUCCGUUCACGUUCCUUUUGCAGCAAUCAUCAAUUAUCAAUCAUAUCAAUCAUCAAACAUUAUCAAUAUCAUCAAUGUCGUCAAUACGUCAAUACGUCAAUACAUCAAUCUCAUCAUAUGACAUUAUGACAUGAUGAUAUUUUGACACUAUGACACAUGACACAUGACGCAUGACACAUGACAUUCCUCUUUUCAAAAGUACCCAUUCUAACGCAUCAAAGGUUGCUUAACAUGUCGAGCAAGGAAAGUCAAGUGCGAUGAAGGGAAACCAGACUGUGGUCGUUGUAUACGACUUCAACGCGAUUGUAAAUGGAGUACACCUCCGGCUCACAUGCUCGCCACAACGUCUCAUGGCCAUGGACUCUCCAGUACCAGCUCACUACCUACCACUCAACAACUUGCUCUUGGAAAAACACGCAUCCCGAAAGAUUCUUUUGUCAUCGAGUUUCCUAAUAUUGAUAAAACGACUAUGCCCUACAUUCAUCAUUUUGUGGGGUUUUGCACGAGGUUCUUGGCGUAUGCAAAUGAUGAUGAAGGGAAUCCUUUCAAAGAAGAAUUAGUUCCAUUUGUAACGACGAGCCCCGCAUUGUUACAUAGUAUUAUUGCAGUGGCAGCAGGGCAUAUGAGCAGGACGGACAAGCAGCACGAAGUCAAGGCCACAAAACAUUAUUCCAUGGCUCUGAGGGAGCUUAAUGCCGCACUGUGUGACUCUUCGGUUGCGAAACAGAAUGCUACAUUAGGUGCAUGUCUCUUACUAUGUGUCUACGAGGUAAUACAACAUUCCUUUUCAAUAUCCUUACACAAGGGUGCGCUUCGCUCACAAAAGACAGAUAUCACAUUCAGAUAGAGGCUUGUGGCUGGAGCAUCUUAAAGGUGCACGCGACCUUAUCUUGCACCGAGGAGGCCCUAAAACUACCGAUUUUCUCACAAGAUUCUUUGCGCUUCUUGACGUUUCCGGUUCUCUAUGGGCAGGGCAAGGUCCUUUAUUACCCGGAAACUAUUGGCUUGAAGAUGCGCCAACACCAUCGACAGGUCCGAAGCAAAUUGGUGAUUCCCCCUCGACGGUAGAAGCACCUUUGAACUGGCCAUAUUAUGACCCUGGUGGUGUUAUGACUGGGGAGUUCCAUAUGUUUAUGGUUUUCAUGGCCAAGUUAUCUCGUCUAUCCAGUCGUUCCUUGACAAAAAAUUCCUUUGAAGAGCAGAUCAUCAUCAAACAGGAAGCCAUCGGAAUCAAACUGGAGGUUCAAACGUGGUGGCAAAAUUGUCCCUCUUUUAUUCGCGAUCUUUCUAACGAUUGGCGACGACAACCCCGCGAUACUAAACUUACUGUCGCAGAAACUCUCGAAGCGGAAGCCUUUUCUAGUACCAAAGCUUGCAUGUACGGAUGUAUUCUCUUCAUUCAUCAUAUUAUUGAUCCGGUCGGUGAAGAGCCACAAGAUCCAGAUGUUUCAGAGGCAAUCAAACAAGUCCUAGAUGUUGCUGCUGAGACCCCAGAGGGAUAUGGACUAGAGAUGGGUUUAUAUUAUGGAUUGUUUGCAGCAGGAGCAAGUGUUUUUAAUGAUUGGGUAGUAGAGGAUAUGGUUAGGAAGAAGUUGAAGGCUGAUACCAGGAUUGCACUCUAUGUAAGUUUUGUUCUUUACAGAAAUGACAGAGAAAGAGAAUUAGGAAUGACGGUCCUGGAAUAAAACUAAUGAGAUACAGCAUGCGGAUCGGGCCUUGGAACUACUGGAGAUACUUUGGAGAAGACAGCAUCAGUAUGAACGAAAGUUCGAUUGGAGAGUAGUUCAACAACAAAUGGGGAUCCAAAUGUAGGUUUAUCUUCAUUACUGCCUGCUAUUUGAUACUACGAGGCCUCAUUAACAAUAUCUCAGAUUUAUUCUCGCUUGAUGAGAUUCUUCUAAUUGGAGUAUGUAAUUUUGAACGCAGGAGAAUUUUCGAAAUUCGCACCAAAAAUUGCUGGGUCACGACAGGACCGGAGUUCGGCAUCAUCCGAGUAGUAAAGUGGUUUGACUCCCUUCGAGCAUAUUCUGCAUGAUAAGACACUGGUGCAUUGGUAUAAACAUCAUGCAUAUACAAGAAAUGGACUUGCGCAUCAUUUAUGCCAGUAGCCGGAUCUCCCAAAUAAACUUUCGGCGUAUUUACUAGGUUUAUAUUCGGCACAUUGUCACAACCUCGACAUUAAUCAAGGAUAAAAGUUCCAACUCACACAUUUUCGAUUGAUUUCAUGCUUAUCCGUCAGAAAUUAUGAAGAUUUCAUCACGCCACAUUCGAAUGUUUGGAAAAUGGGUAGAUAUGGAAACAAGGGCGUCAAGUUCUCGGCAAGAAUGAAGACGGAAAGGACUAUUUAUUUCCCGGCGGAACAGGAAAGUUGCCCGUCGUAUUGCUUCUCAGUCGACGGAUACAACGCUGGUUUAGCAUCCUGUUCUGGAGCAAUCAUGUCGCGUAUUACUUUCAAACACGGAAGAGAUUAAUUUUGACACGUUAGUUGAGGAUACUUAAUGGCGAACGUUUUAUUCCACUUCAUGGAGAUGGCGAGACAAGGCGGAAGCUGAUCGACGCCGUAUCGCUCCUCCUAUUCUUGAUGCGCUUCUGGCAAACGGUUCAUUGAUGGGGUCGCUGAGAAGGGGGUAAGAAGGAUUGAUUUUUUGGGUGGAGUAUACAACAGGGCGGAGAUGAACCAAUUAUAUCUCAAGUAUCAGAUUUAUAAAGUAGAAUGGGAGGAAUUCUAGGAUGGGCGAAGAACAGUAUGAUUCCGAUUUGAAUGCUGUGGAAUAAUGGACAAUAUUGAAACGAGCUGGCUUAUGGAGAAUUCUCGGAAAUGCACCGUAUAUACACAACUCGUGAUGGAAACCGAUUCGUUUCAGCGACAGGCAUGGGUAAAUACCUUUCGUGAGUGUGGAAGAUGGCGCAAAUGUGGUUUAUAAAGCUCUAAUUGGGUGGAGGAGUAAUGAUAUUGGGAGGGUAUUAGCGGGAGGAGGGUUGUAUUAAAGAGAGGAUCAAUUGGAGUCUUUUGAUAGUGUCGCAUCACUCUUGACGAACACAUUUGGGACAUAAUUAUUCAUUUGAAUGUGGAGAUGGAGAUAUUGAAGGGAAUUGUGGAGGAAGCUCGGGCUAAUGUUUUCGUCGGACUUGAUACUGCGGUUAGGAUGGGUGGAGAGGCUGAGUUGGGCAGGGAUCUGGAAUGGAUGAUUGGGAGGGGGCUGGAUUUAGAGAAUAUGCAGAGGCACAUGCGAAGGGUGGACUAUGGGGUGUAGGUGGAUGGGGCGAAGGGUAUAGAGAAGGGGUACAGAGAAGAGCUGGAGAGCGGAUAAUUGCUGUGUGCUUGGGAUGCAAUUUCCUAAUUGAUGGUUGAGAAUAGGUGGUUGUUCAAUAUCUAUGAUUACAUAUAUAUCUACGUACCACUAUUUUUGAUAGUUUUUUCCGCUUUCUUCCUAUUCAUAUGAAUUGGGGUAGAAAACGAAAAGGGAAUUGAAAUAAAGAGGAAAUAAUAAGUCUUAAUUUUUAAACUGAAGUAAGU